CUCCCCCUACCGUCACUGCUUCGGUCCGGCGAGUGAAUGUUCAGUAAACGAGCUGCUGCUGCUGCUGCUGCUGGGAGGAGGCAUUACCGACAUUUCGUCUUUGACAGCCGACCGGAGACACCUCUCUCUCAGGAAACAUUGUCAUACGCCCACAAACCACAGUCCGGCGUCGCUGUUUGCUGUCCCAGCAGAGCGAGAAAAGGAAGAAAUUAGUCUUAGGCUCUUGUUUGCUCCGCAGGGCUAUAGCCAGAGCUGAGGGGAAGCAGAGACCCUGCCCUCCCUGAUCGGAGAGGGAAUCACGACCACAGCUCCUGCCGCACAGACCGCCUUUGCCUCCGUCAUGCAGACCUCGCUCCUUCUCCUCCUUUCCCCAAUCCUCGUCCUGUCCUUCCUCAUCCCCGCCUGCUCCUCCCAGAGCGAGGCAGACCUCACCGUUCAGACGCGCACCGGUCGAGUCCGCGGCAUCCGCAUGCCUGUGAUGGACCGAAGCUACGUCACCUCUUUCCUGGGCAUCCCCUUCGCCGAGCCGCCGGUAGGGAAGCAGCGUUUCCGUCGCGCUGAGCCCAAGCGUCCGUGGACCGGGGUGUACGACGCCAACGCCUACCCCAACGCCUGCUACCAGUUUGUGGACACGUCGUACCCAGGUUUCCAGGGCAGCGAGAUGUGGAACCCCAACAGAGAUAUGAGCGAGGACUGCCUGUACCUCAAUGUCUGGGUGCCAUCCUCACCCAGGCCACACAAUCUCACCGUCAUGGUGUGGAUCUACGGCGGAGGGUUCUACAGUGGGUCCUCUUCUCUGGACGUGUACGAUGGCCGUUACCUAGCUCACAGUGAGACGGUCAUUGUGGUUUCCAUGAACUACCGGAUCGGUGCCUUUGGCUUCCUCGCUCUGCACGGCAGCUCUGAGGCUCCCGGCAACGUGGGUCUGCUGGACCAGAGGAUGGCACUGCAGUGGGUACAAGAUAACAUCCAUUUCUUUGGUGGAAACCCCAAACAGGUGACUAUCUUUGGUGAGAGUGCCGGUGCUGCUUCAGUUGGAUUCCACCUCUUUUCUCCGGGCAGCCGGCCAACCUUCACCAGGGCCAUUCUCCAGAGCGGGGUCCCCAACUGUCCCUGGGCCUCGGUCAGCCCCGCAGAGGCCCGCAGACGGGCCACCUUGCUGGGCAAACUGGUUGGCUGCAACGGAGGCAACGACACCGAGCUGGUGGACUGUCUGCGCGGUAAAACUCCACAGGAGCUCAUCGACCAGGAGUGGCAGGUCCUGCCGUGGUCAGCCCUCUUCCGGUUUUCAUUCGUCCCUGUUGUGGAUGGCGAGGUUCUGCCAGACACUCCCGAGGCCAUGCUCAGCUCUGGCAACUUUAAAGACACUCAGAUCCUGCUCGGGGUCAACCAGGACGAGGGCUCCUACUUCCUGCUGUACGGAGCUCCGGGCUUCAGCAAGGACAACGACAGCCUGAUCUCCAGAGAGGACUUCCUGGAAGGUGUCAAGCUGAGCGUACCGCAUGCUAACGAUAUUGGCCUGGAGGCAGUGGUGCUGCAGUAUACUGACUGGAUGGAUGAGAAUAACGGGCUGAAGAACCGCGAGGCCAUGGACGACAUAGUGGGCGACCAUAACGUCAUCUGCCCACUGGCGUACUUUGCUCGCACCUAUGCCCAGCACACUGCCCUCAAGACUAACAUGGGAGGAGGGAUGAACAGUGGAGGAAACUCCCAAGGAGGGGUCUACCUCUACCUGUUUGACCACCGAGCAUCCAACCUGGCAUGGCCGGAGUGGAUGGGUGUGAUCCACGGCUACGAGAUCGAGUUUGUCUUCGGCCUGCCACUGGUGAAGAGACUCAACUACACCGUAGAGGAGGAGAAACUGAGCCAACGCAUGAUGAAAUACUGGGCCAACUUUGCGCGAACUGGAAAUCCCAACGUGAACCAUGACGGGAUGGUGGAGAGCAAGAGGCGCUGGCCUGUGUUCACCGUCAGCGAGCAGAAACAUAUCGGACUUAACGCUGAAUCAGUGAAGGUCUACAAAGGUCUGAGGAACCAGAUGUGUGCUUUCUGGAACCGCUUCCUGCCACGCCUCCUCAACAUCACUGACAACGCAGAUAUAGAAAACAGGUGGAGUCCAGACCGCUGGUCCUCCUACAUGAUGCACUGGAAGAGCCAGUUUGACCACUACAGCAAGCAGGAGCGCUGCACCGAGCUCUAAGAGAUGAGAG
Perca fluviatilis (European perch) is the source of this 2210-nucleotide messenger RNA. It is a transcript of the gene ache, whose product is annotated as acetylcholinesterase. The coding region runs from base 341 to 2200 and encodes 619 amino acids. Gene Ontology annotation, biological process: choline metabolic process; acetylcholine catabolic process. Gene Ontology annotation, cellular component: plasma membrane. The record is from RefSeq and is a predicted model, not a curated record. The transcript is spliced from 10 exons. Lineage: Eukaryota; Metazoa; Chordata; Actinopteri; Perciformes; Percidae. Gene Ontology annotation, molecular function: acetylcholinesterase activity.